AUGUCAACAGCCACCCCACUGCCGGCCUACGCCGCAUACGAGCACUUCGUCAUCAGCUCGCCCGCGCCGUUCGUCGCGCACGUCGAGAUCAACCGCCCACACAAGCUCAACGCCUUCUCGCGGCCAAUGUGGCUUGAGUUUGGACGCAUCUUUACGCAGCUGAGCGCCGAUGAAGAUGUGCGCGUUGUGGUGCUGAGCGGUGCGGGCGACAGGGCAUUUACCUCGGGACUGGACGUGCAGGCUGCGGCAGAGGACGGUGCGCUCACGCCUGCAGAGGGGGAGGAUGUGGCAAAGAAGGCAAAGAGCAUGAGAAGCCAUAUCGAAGAGUUUCAAGAUUGCAUUGGUGCGGCCGAGAAGUGUGAGAAGCCUGUCAUCUGCGUCCUUCAUGGCAUCGCUAUUGGCCUUGCCAUAGAUAUUUCCUGCUGCGCCGACAUCCGUAUUUGCGCAUCCAACACCCGCUUCGCUGUCAAGGAGGUAGACAUCGGCUUGGCGGCUGACAUUGGCACCCUCGCAAGACUGCCCAAGAUUGUCGGGUCGAUGUCGUGGGUCAAGGACGUGUGUCUCAGUGCGCGAGACUUCUCGGCCCAAGAAGCGGUGGCGGUUGGUUUCGUGAGCCAGGUGCAUGGGACCAAGGAGCAGGCUGUGCAGGCGGCCGUGGCUAUGGCGGCCGCCUUGGGCGAGAAAAGCCCCGUUGCGGUGCAAGGAACCAAGGAACUGCUCAACUACGGGCGGGAUCAUGAUGUGCCGGAGAGCUUGAAGUACACGAGGGUGUGGAAUGCGGCGGCCUUGCAGGGCAAGGACUUUCCACAGGCCAUCAUGAGUGGCCUUAAGAAGACUAAGCCACGAUUUGAGAAGCUGUAG
Molecule: messenger RNA, 861 nt
Organism: Ilyonectria robusta
Lineage: Eukaryota; Fungi; Ascomycota; Sordariomycetes; Hypocreales; Nectriaceae
Product: ClpP/crotonase-like domain-containing protein
Exons: 2
Coding region: 1-861 (286 amino acids)
Cellular component (GO): mitochondrion
Molecular function (GO): delta(3,5)-delta(2,4)-dienoyl-CoA isomerase activity
Source: RefSeq, a predicted model, not a curated record